Nothobranchius furzeri (turquoise killifish) is the source of this 5954-nucleotide messenger RNA. RefSeq names its product protein phosphatase 1, regulatory subunit 37 (gene ppp1r37). Gene Ontology annotation, cellular component: plasma membrane; lamellipodium. The record is from RefSeq and is a predicted model, not a curated record. Gene Ontology annotation, biological process: regulation of Arp2/3 complex-mediated actin nucleation; cell migration. NCBI's taxonomy places the organism in Eukaryota, Metazoa, Chordata, Actinopteri, Cyprinodontiformes, Nothobranchiidae. Gene Ontology annotation, molecular function: protein binding.
CUGACGUAAGACGCAUGAACAACAAACGGUUGUUGGACUUCAACAGGCUCGCGAGGGGUACCGCCGAACAAAAACAGGCUCAGCUGACUUCACCCAAGACCGAAAUACUCUCAAACCCGUGAAGCUGGGAGUCGUGUAACUAUACUUUUCUAAAAACUCAGCAGUGUUUGCCCCGCCACGGUUCUAUAAAGCUACGGCUAGCUGCCGAAACGUGGUCGUUGCUCGGGAGUGUGACGCCUGUUUUUUCCGUCGCUGCCGCUGGUCGAUGGUUGUGAUGUGAGCAGAGUUGCAGCACGACAGAGAGGGUGAGACCUACUGGGGCUACUGUGGGAAUAUAUUGUUUUGUCGCGAAAAAAUGAACUUGAAGAAACGGACGGGCUCACCUAAAAGAAGCAGGAAUGCGACCUAACUCGGGCCUGGACGUCCGGGCUAACAAACGUUAGCUCUCUUUAAUUCAUGUUGACUUGGUUUGGUGUCGGAUUGUGAGCUCACUUUGCUACCGUAAUGGAGGCACCUUGAGUGACUUAUUCGUUUCGGUGUAUUGGCCUGGUCAUAUUUAUUACUGCUGAUAAUGUGUUGACGACUAGGUCGGUUUCUACUUGGAGCAAUAGACCAGUUGACACUCAAUCAUUUAGUUUGCUUUGUGAAUAAUACUGAAACAUUGUCUGUUUUGCACAGGUAUAACACAUUACCUGUGUUAUGUUUUUUGUAUGAAUUUGCACUUUAAAUAGUUAAAUCUUUAGGAUGCACCAAAGUCAUUCUGUGACGUUUGGUUUUUGAAAUCAAUUUUUCAAAAAUUCUCAAUGACAAAAAAAAUUCUAAAGCACUUAAAAGUGAUUUGUCAAUACAGGACCAGCAUAUGUGCCCAUCUGCUCACAUUUUCUGAGGCCACGAGCACAGGCAGUCUUGUUAGUUUUUGUUAGACACUUGGUUAACUUCCAUUCAGUGUGGCAGUUAAAAAACAGUUUCACUGGAAAUGUAAACAUGAAUAUUGAGGAGCAGCGUAUAGAUUUGUGUAAUCUCAAAACACAAAGCAAUGAUGCUACCAUUGACUCAGAAGGUGUUACUCCUCCGAUUUCUGAAAUAAUGACAGACGGUAGCACAGAAACACAAAACAUCGUUCCUACAGGGGGCUCUGAAACAUACCCGAUGCCUCAGCUCACAGACAGUCUUCAGGUCGCUGAGAAGGACAACCAACAGGAGCAGGAUGCACUAGAAAUAGAUGAAGUCAAUGGGAAUAUAAAGAGCUGUACCUUGGACCCUCCUGUUGAUAAUCCCACCAGCUUGAUCUUUUCCAAUGAUGAGCAGCAUAAGACUGUUAUUAAGGAGGAAAGAAUGAAGGAGGAUGUGGACAAUAAUUCUGCAAGCCAUGUCAUGGAAAUAGGGGAUGAUGGUGGGGAUAUGGACAUUGGUGUGGAUCUCAGUCUGGACGAAAGUGGGGUGUUGGAGGCUGAAUCUAGAAAUGUUCAUUUGAGUUCAGAUAAUAUUCUGGACUCUGAGUCUACUCCUCAGGAUACUCCAGCUGGUAGAACUGCAGAGAGCCAGGAAGAUGCAGACCAAAUGUGCAGCACUGAAGCUUCAGUCACUAAUCAAGCCGGACUCUAUCCUUUGGUGGAGGAGGGGGACGAUAAACAAAAAACAACUGGCAAAAGGGUGACAUUUCCUUCAGAUGAUGGUAUUGUCUCUGGAGCAGUGGAGCCAAAGGAUCCCUGGAGGCAUGCUCAUAAUGUGACCGUGGAGGAGAUCCUCUCUUCCUAUAAACAGGCCUGUCAGAAACUCAACUGUAAGACUAUACCCAAAGUGCUCAAACAAAUACAGGAACUGAAGGACCUGACACAGCGUAAUGAAUGCUUAGAUCUAAAAGGUGAGAAGCUGGACUACAAAGCAUGCGAGUCUCUGGAGGAGAUUUUGAAAAGAGUCCAGUUUAAAGUGAUCGACCUGGAGCAGACAAACCUGGAUGAAGAUGGGGCGUCGGCUCUUUUCGACAUGAUAGAGUACUACGAAUCAGCGACACACCUCAACAUCUCCUUCAACAAACACAUAGGGACACGGGGAUGGCAGGCCGCUGCACACAUGAUGAGAAAGACGAGCUCUCUUCAGUACCUUGAUGCCCGUAACACUCCUCUACUGGACCACUCAGCUCCCUUUGUAGCACGAGCGCUCAGGAUCAGUGGCAGUCUGGCCGUCCUCCACCUGGAGAACGCUGGUCUGUCUGGCAGACCGCUCAUGUUACUUGCUACGGCCCUGAAGAUGAACAUGAACCUGCGGGAGCUGUACCUUGCUGACAACAAGCUCAACGGCCUUCAGGAUUCAGCUCAGCUCGGCAACCUGCUCAAGUUCAACUACAACAUUCAGAUCCUGGACGUGCGCAAUAACCACAUCCUAGACUCCGGUUUGGCUUACUUGUGUGAAGGACUAAAAGAGCAGAGGAAAGGCCUCGUCACUUUAGUGCUAUGGAACAACCAGCUCACACACAAUGGAAUGGGCUACCUCACUGCUGCACUGCCGUGCACCCAGAGUCUGGAGACUCUGAACCUCGGUCACAACACAGUCGGUAACGAAGGCGUCCUCAAGCUAAAAGAAGGACUGAUAACCAACCGCUCUCUGCUCCGGUUGGGGUUGGCUUCCACCAAGCUUUCCUGUGAAGGCGCUGUUGCUGUGGCUGAAUUCAUUGCUGAAAGCCCCCGACUGCUGCGCUUGGACCUUCGAGAGAACGAGAUCAAAACCGGUGGCCUGAUGGCUCUGUCGCUCGCUUUAAAGGUCAACAACUCUCUGCUGCGCCUCGACCUAGACCGAGAGCCCAAGAAGGAAGCUGUGAAAAGCUUCAUUGAGACGCAGCGCGCCCUGCUGACUGAGAUCCAGAAUGGCUGCAAGAGGAAUUUUAUUUUUGCCAAGGAGAAAGAGGAAACUGAGCAGAAGAUGAGGUUGUCUACAUCCAUGGCUGAAAUUGCCACAGAGGACGGGACAAAAGAAGAAGAGGACGAAGAGUCCGCUUCUGUUAAAAGGACAGAAGAGGGUGAGAAAGAGCAGGAGGAUGAAAACAAAUCGCAGUCGAGCAGCCAGUCUGAAGAAAGUUCUGAGACGAGUGUUCCUCCAACAAACCAGGAGUCAGACUCCGACACUGAGGAUGAGGAUGAAGGGGAGGUGGUCAUUUCUUCUACUCCAAACUCCUCAUCUCUCCCAAAUCAAACUGCUCCUCAAGCCUCAGCAGUGGCCUCACAUUCCCCCCUCUGUGCCUCAUGUACACCCUCACCCCCCUCCACUUCACCUGCAGGAGGACCCAGUGUCAUACCUGGGAUAACAGUCACAGAGGCAACAGUUCCUCCUGGGACACCUCCUUCUCCUGGGCGCUGUAUAUCCGUCUCCAGUCCAGGGAGGGGUCAUAAGAUUUUUAUGGUAACUCGGGUUGAAAGCCCCCCUGAGCAGCAGCAGCUACAGUUUCAGAAAAGUGCUCCCGCAUCAGCUCUUAGUCAUGGUAAAGAGGUCACAGGGAGGCCUCUAGACUCAAUCACAUCCACGACUCAGCAGAUUUUACCUCCAUCCACACCACAAAUACCAGAGGAUGUGAACAGGAGCGCACCUGCUCCAUCAGCAGAGGGUAAAAUAACCGACGGGAGUCCCGCAUCACGAUUAGAGUCUGAAAUAAACGUCACCAAGUCAUUUAGUCAAUCCAGAACUUUAGAUUCAGCAGGAGCUGCAGAUCCACGUACACAGACACCAGCUUUACCUUGUGAUUCCUCAUCAGUGCAGGAUGAAGCGCAGCUCCCAACAGAGGAGGUAAAGGAGAACUCUAAAAGACCCUGCCCUGAACCCGCCUCUGUGGGAGGAGAAGAAAAGGAGCAAGACCAUAGAUCGGUAAAUCCCUCCGAGUGUAAAGAGAAACUGAACGAAGUAUCAGCGCUAGCAGCUGACUUAGAACAACAGACUGACCAAACAUCAGAAGAGAAGCUUGCACCAAACCAAACAGAGACUGCUCCAUCACAGCAGGGGGCACCAGUCAGUUUGAUGCUAAAGGAGAAACCUGGUUCAGCACAGAACGAGGAAAUGGGUUCGAAGUCAGAAGCUGAUCCUGAUCCAGACUCACCAGUCCAACAGGAGGAGUCAGCUGAUGAGAGCUCGGCAGACGAGUGUUUUGCUGACGCUCUGGAGGGCGAGGUUGUUGGUUUAGCUCUGCCCAACGGUCUGAAGCCCGAGUUCUCCCUCCACCUUCUUGACAAUGAAAACCCAAAACCCGGCAGCUGUGUGAUGGAGCACGUGAGUUCUAGUUGUGGGCAGGAACUGGAGGAGCUGCUCCUCGAGGCCAGCAUGGACACUGGGAGAGACGCUUCAUGAACUGGCUCCGAGGGCAGCAAGCCAAAACAGCACUAAGGUGGUUUGUCCAGCUCUGAACAUCACUGGUCGCUCUACUAUGUUUUUGUCAUUUUUGUCCAACUUGACUACCGACACAUUUCCCCGUACAACAGGUGACUUGAUGUUAGAGUCAAAGUGUCAAACAUGAAAAAAACACAAGACAAGCGCAUCUUUUGGAGCUCAGCUGUGACCAACGAGGACCCUUCUACAUCCACACUACAUCAGUCACAGGAAAACACGGGGAAAAGACACAAAUCCCCCAGUCGUCACUACAUUUAGUCAGUCUGGGAUAUUUAUGCACAACUGAUUGUGCGACCGAAACAAACCAGAAGAUAAAACACUAACCAAAGACAUUUUUCUCAGCCCUUAACCUGCUCUCUCUCGGUUGUUGCUGGGCAGAAUACUUGCAAUCAGUUUUUCAUAACUGUCAGAGACCUGGUGAGAAGGAACACGAGGUAUCAGCAGUGGGACCUGCUGAGAAGACCUGCUGGCUUUAAACACUUGAGAUGUUAAAGGCUUUUAUAUCCAAGGAAGCUGAGGAUGUUAAUCCAUCUGUCUAAAUGUAAACAGUGUGUUUCCCUCCUCCUCUCUAAACUAAAACUCUAUGGGACCUCUGCCAAAGUGACUCACUUCCUGUUUGUUUUCUUGUCUUCUGCUCGGUUUUGCUCCUCAAGAUUUGACACAAAGAAGCUGAACCCCCUCCACCUUUCACUGUUAAGUCUUUAAAAGCUGGAGUCUGUUAUGUGUCUCUCUCCCCACCCCCGGAAAAAAUUGAAUAACUUUAAAAAAUCAGCCGUAUGAGAAGUUAGGACGGUCAGAUGAAUGCUUUUGGUUGGGUUGGCCUAGUUUUUAAGAAUUUCUGCACAUUUCUUCUCCUUGUUUCAGCUGUGAGCCUCCUUAAUUUGUAUUUUUUUUAUCCUUUUCCUCAAUGUUGCCUUCGCUUUUUCAUUGUUGCAUUUUUCCUCUCAUUCCAUCACUUUUUUUGUAUUUAUUCUACAGCUUUGAGCUUUUUUCCAGUUUUAUUUUUCCCCAAUUAAUUUUCUUUUGGUCUGGGUUUGCUUUUGAAGCUGACCCCUUUUUGUUGUAUAUUUCAUAUUCAGAAUAGAGAAAUUAUUUAGAUUAGUCAUUUUUGAGUUGGGGUAAUCUUUAACGGGAGGAUUAAUGGAAUGAUUUAGUUCUGGGACGCAGUCGUGAAAUCAAAUACAAAGAAGCUGCAAUUAUGUGGAGGUCGUUGCUGUUUUUGCCUUUGUGCAGCAGUGUCCAUAAGGGGGCGCUGAUGGCUUUUUUUUGUGCAGACAAGAUCAGUUUGAGCUGAAUUCCAUUACACCAGAAUUAUAAACACCAACAAUGUGUCUGAGAUCUGGUUCCUCUGCCUUUUUUAUUUUCCUCUGAAAAUCAGAACCAGGCAGCGUUCAGCCGCGCCCCGCCCCCCACCCCUCACUGCUCCCCUUCACCCACGCCAUAGCUCCACCCCACCAUUUGUAAUGCUUUAAUUUUUAGAAAUUUUUAAUAAUGAUUUGUUAACUUAAUUGAAAUGUGCUGGUAAUCACAAAGAUAUGUAUGGCAAAAUUUGUUUCUCUCAAAUAAAUGCAUGUAAUAAAUGA